AUGAGACAAGGUCCUCCUCCUCCUCGUACAUCACAACAUAUGUACGGUGUACCACCAACUACUGAUAUUCCAAUUCCAUUGAAAAAUGGUCAAUUGUAUCAUAUUCAACAACAAAAUAAUGGUGGUGGUAAUGGAAAUGCAACGAUGGGACCAUCAAUAACGUCUCAGUCUAUGCAAUUGUAUCAACAACAACAACAGCAGCAGCAGCAGCAGCAGCAGCAGCAGCAGCAACAAAUAUAUAUACCGCCUGGUCUUGUUCAACAAAGAGAACAGAAUAUUCAACAGCAACAACUCCCGCCGCAAUCUCUAUACAAUCAUCCUUCACAACAACAACCACAGCAGCAGCAACAAGUCCCAAUACCAAUGUAUAAUCAAGUUCCACCUGGUAAUCCCAUACCGUCUUCACAAUAUAUGGUGCCGCCCAAUAUUAUUAAUAUCAAUCGAGUGCCUAUUAAUGCCUAUGCUGCACAGGUUUCAGAAUAUAUGGUGGAAGAUGAUUUUGGUGAUACUAAUCACAAUUAUAAUAACAAUAAUAAUAAUAAUAAUAGCACAAAUCCUAAUGGUCAAAUGAUCAGCGGAACCUUAAAUAUUCCAAAUUCUAAAGCAUCGAGAAACUCUAAAAGAGCAAUACAAAAUCGUAAUGCUCAAAAAGCUUUCCGUCUGAGGAAAGAACGAUACAUACGUCUUCUUGAAAACAAAUCACGCAAAUUUGAUGAAUUGAUGAAAGAAGUUCAAAGAUUAAAACUUGAAAAUAUGAAUUUAAAAAAUAGAAUAUGGGAAUUAGAAGGGAAAUUAAACGCAUAUACCCAAACUGCAACAGCUACAACGACAGUUUCAACUGCAGCUACAGUUUCAACAACUCGAGAGAAAAAUAACGACAAGAGCAAGAAUGGUGAAGGUUAA
Maudiozyma saulgeensis is the source of this 903-nucleotide messenger RNA. Lineage: Eukaryota; Fungi; Ascomycota; Saccharomycetes; Saccharomycetales; Saccharomycetaceae. The record is from the annotation of a GenBank genome assembly.